Chelmon rostratus (copperband butterflyfish) is the source of this 3079-nucleotide messenger RNA. It is a transcript of the gene gpm6bb, whose product is annotated as glycoprotein M6Bb. The record is from RefSeq and is a predicted model, not a curated record. The coding region runs from base 75 to 926 and encodes 283 amino acids. Gene Ontology annotation, molecular function: structural constituent of myelin sheath. Gene Ontology annotation, biological process: central nervous system myelination; axon development. The transcript is spliced from 7 exons. Lineage: Eukaryota; Metazoa; Chordata; Actinopteri; Chaetodontiformes; Chaetodontidae. Gene Ontology annotation, cellular component: plasma membrane; myelin sheath.
CGAGAGUAAGGGGGAGAAAGGAAGAGAGAAUUUGCUGAAAGGAAGCAUUUUUGUUGGAGGGGAGAAAAACAACCAUGGAAACUCCAUCAGAAGAAAACCAAGACCAGAGGCAGGACAAAAGAGGUUGCUUCGAGUGCUGCAUCAAAUGUUUAGGCGGGGUGCCAUACGCGUCGCUGGUGGCUACAAUCCUCUGCUUCUCUGGCAUUGCCCUGUUCUGUGGAUGUGGCCACGUGGCUCUCACCGGCACCGUGACCAUCCUGGAAACCCACUUCUCCAAGGUCACCAGUGAUCACGCCAUGCUGACUGAUGUAAUACAGCUGAUGCAGUAUGUCAUCUAUGGCAUUGCUUCGUUCUUCUUCCUGUAUGGGAUCAUCCUGCUGGCCGAGGGCUUCUACACGACCAGUGCGGUCAAGGAACUGCACAGCGAGUUCAAGACCACCAUCUGUGGACGCUGCAUCAGUGGAAUGUUCGUGUUCCUCACGUACAUCCUGGGUGUGGCCUGGCUCGGCGUGUUUGGCUUCUCCGCUGUGCCAGUCUUCCUCUUCUACAACAUGUGGUCCACCUGUGCCACCCUGAGGUCUCCCAUGGCCAACCUCACCAACAUCGACUCCAUCUGUGUGGACGUUCGUCAGUAUGGAAUUAUCCCCUGGAACGCCACACCAGGAAAGGCCUGUGGAUCCACGCUAGGUGACAUCUGCAACACCAGUGAGUUCUACCUGUCUUAUCACCUGUACAUCGUAGCGUGCGCCGGGGCCGGAGCCACCGUGAUCGCUCUGAUCCACUUCCUCAUGAUUCUCUCAGCAAACUGGGCCUACCUUAAGGAUGCCAGUCAAAUGCAUGCCUACCAAGACAUCAAAAUGAAGGAAGAGCGGGAGCUGCAGGACAUCACCUCACGCUCAAAGGAAUGCCUCAAUUCCUACACAUAAGGAUACGGCCCGCUCGCGCUCACAGUCCACACACACACACACACACACACACACACGUAAAGACACAUUGACACUGUGGCCGACCACUGUGGCCCCUCUGGACCAAGACAACGCUCAGCUAAAAUAACCUGCCAACUGCUGUGACGCUGUGCAGUACUAACCAGGCUCCUAACAAACUAAUGCAUCAGUGCUGCUUCCUGCACUAACUCACCAAGAAGCGUUUUGGAACUGCCACUCCAAAUUUCAUUUAUGCUGUUUUUUUUUUUGUUUUUUUUUUCAAUUUUUUUGCAGGAAAAUUCAGAUGUCUUGUUUGAUUUUCACUUGCCCUUUUUAUAGCUGGUUUUUGCUGCAAAGCUUGAGACAUUGCACUAUUCUUAUGCAACGCAUAACGGUGACAGUUUUACAGCCUUGCUCUGUCUUUCUUUUUGAGCUGUGGGGGCCAGUUUUCAACAGGGGAAUAUAACUUUUUAUUUGUUUGCUCUUUUUCAAUCAAAAAUGCAGAUGAAUUACACACAUGAUGCAAGGCCUUACAUCCAAUCUGAGUUGGUACUGACACAAGUGAAGCAUGUCCCAACACGUUUUGCUUUGACUUUGCAGUAAGGAAACAGGUCAAAUAUAUAAUGUGGAUCCAGUUCUAAUGUAACAGUGGUGGUAAAAGCAUCCGCAUUUUAAGCCUGUUAAUAAUUGGUUCUAGAUUCUAAUUUUCAAUAUACAGCUUCUUAAAGGUCCCUCAGAAAGUCCAUGGCCUACAUUAACACUACCUCAGAUGUGCACUAGAGCCUAUAGAACAAUUUAACUGGAACAAACAACAACGUCUCCCUCGUAAAACGGUUUGAAAAUCCUAUUUUAAAUGUAAAACCAAGCCUCAGUAUGAACAGUAUUUGGUAGCUGGUAAGCACACACACGCACACACAUCAGGAGCUCCUCUACGUCACAGUAUCAUAGGAUUUGAUUUGUAUGCGUAAUGCCAUAAGAAUAACUUGCUAAAUGCUAAAAGCAAACUGCUGCCAAUAUUGACACAGGAUUUUCACUGCAUUUGAUAUCUUAAAAGUUUGGUUCAUGUGUAUUGCAAAUGCAAAUGGAAAAGGCUUGCCAACAAAGAGAGCUCUCUGAUCCCUCAUAAAUGCUUUUAGCCCAUUAUUUGUUGUAAUAUCUGAUCAUAUAUUGUAAUUUAUGAUCAAAAUUGACUUAAUUUUGCUAAAUCUUUUUUUUUAUAAAACAAGUGUAGCUAUGUCCCAUAUGCGAUGGCGCUAUGGAAAAACCUACAAAUUUAAAGAACUUAACAUGUGAACAAUGUAAACUUGUUACGAGGAUUUUUUUUAGUGUUUUGUUAUUUUUGAAAAUAAAACCACUUAAAUUUUUUUUCUUGAUUUUCUAUAAUUGCACCCGUUUUUGACGUGCAAUUGUCAGAAUGCUGACAUAAUUACUCAUGUAAUCUUUUUAUUUCUAUUAGUUGAGUUACACGGAUAACUUGAUGUUUCUUUGUUGCAUGAAGAAAACUGUUUCUGCAGUGACGAACGUGAUGUACAGUCAUGUAUGCUGACAUCAGUAGUAGGCAGUGUUUGCCUGUUUCCUUUUUUUCUAACUGAAUACAGAUUAAUCCAUUUUAUGUAGCUGAUUAGUUAUAGCUGUUUUUUUAGGUUAUUUUAUUCAAGUCAAAAGUAUAUGAGUCUUCUAUUAUUUGGUUGCUUGAUAGUAUACUUGUAUUUUCUAUGAAUGUCAAGGGCUUCCUCAUGAAUUACUGAUGCUUAACUUUUAAUUCAGCUUUCAAAUUAACAAUUAGUUGACACACCAGUCAUUUAUAAAGUUGUAUGGCAAUCUAAAUGGUAAAUCUAGCCAAAGUAUGAAUGCCAUUGUGACUCUCUGCCCAGUGUUUUACACAGUAUCUGAGGUAUUGUAGUAGAAAACCUGCAUAGAUCUCUGCAGGACUAACAGCCACAGGUGAACAGUGGAAAGAUGACAGAUGUACAUGAAGCUUGUGUACGUCUAAUCUCGUCUUUGUAUGCUGUUUCCUGCUGAAUGAACCAAAAACUAAAGAAUAAAGGCUACCUAUCAAUCACCAGGAGGACAACAAUCCAGCAUCCUGUCUGACUGGAAACCCCUUUAUGACAUUACUCUACUGGCCUGUUGACUGUUUUUAUGAAAAUAAAAAA